CAAUCGAUCGCUUUUAUUUCCUCGCUGUAUUUCCAUAUCUCUUCGUUCGUCUCCUUCCUUCGCUCCUCUCUCCCCCCUCGUCGCUUCUGUUCUUGAAUUUCUCGCCGGAACACGGCCGGCGGAAGCUCGCCGGAGAACCGUAACGGCUGCUCGCUCGCUUUCCCGUGUUCUCGUGCUGAAUUCCGGGGUUGGAGUCUGAAUAAUUCCGAGCUCCUGCGUUGUGAUCGCGCUCGUGAGUCGUGUCUGUGAACAGGCAGAGCAGCAGGCAAACAGAGCCUCUGAUGGUCACGGCCCGACCAGGGACGUGGUGGUAGCGCUAGCGCAUAGCCUGAAAGCCCACGAUGGAGAUCACGGAGGCGUCACCGUCGCCGGCCCCGGCCGCACAGCCGGCGCCAGCGCCGGCACCGGAGACGGCGACGACGAUGACGACGCUGGCGAGCUCUCAGCCUGCGCCGGCAGCUCCGGAGGCUGCGCUGUCCGUGGCGGCGGUAGCGGGGAGGGGAGACGGGAAGAGGAAGCGGGGGAGGCCGCGGAAGUACGGGCCCGACGGGACCCCGCUGCGGCCGCUGAAUGCGACGCCGAUCUCUGCGUCGGCGCCGGACGACGCGGGAGUGGGCCAGUACACGCCCGCGGCGGCCGUCGGGGCCGUCAUGAAGAGGGGCAGGGGACGCCCGGUCGGGUUCAUCAGCCGCGUCACGCCGAUAUCGGUGGCCGUGACGGCCGCCGCGCCCACCCCGGCGGUGGUCGUGUCCGCGCCUCCGCCAGCGCCAGCGCCGGCGCCGCACUCCCAGCUCGCGCCGCUCGGUGAAUUGGUAGCUUGUGCUUCUGGUGCCAACUUUACACCUCAUAUUAUUAAUGUUGCUGCUGGUGAGGAUGUCAAUAUGAAGGUCAUAUCUUUCUCCCAACAAGGUCCAAGGGCAAUUUGCAUUCUAUCGGCCAAUGGUGUUAUUGCAAAUGUUACACUGCGUCAACAAGACUCAUUAGGUGGUACAGUUACUUAUGAGGGCCGGUUCGAGCUUCUCUCCUUGUCUGGAUCUUUCACUCCCACCGAUAGCGGUGGCACCAGAAGCCGCUCAGGUGGGAUGAGCGUCUCCUUAGCAGCCGCCGACGGCCGUGUCAUCGGAGGCGGAGUCGCCGGCCUCCUCGUGGCUGCUAGCCCUGUCCAGGUCGUGGUGGGAAGCUUCCUACCGAGUUACCAGAUGGACCAGAACGCCAACAAGAAGCCGGUCAUAGAGAUCAAGACAGUGCCGCCACCGCCGCCGGCGACCGUCGGGUUCACCAUCUCGAGCGGGGACAUGGACGACGCGUACAGCGGCAGCCAUCAGCCACGGUCAGUGGGAGCGAAAGGGAGCUCGACGAUGGCAUUGUUCAAGGUGGAGAACUGGACGGCGCCCGCGCCCGAUCAGGCGAAGAAGACACCGCCGCCGCCGCCGACGUCCGAGGCCAAAGUCCCCGUUCCCGGAGGGUGAGACGACUGUGGCUGAGGCUAGGAUCCUCCACAUUAGCCGGCUUGUAGGCUGGUGACCAUCAGGCCCUGCAGCUUGUAGGGAACUCAGUAAUCUAUGAUCCUUAUAAUGAUGCCAUUUUAGUACAAAAGUGGUAAGUAUGAUUUAAUUAGGUGUCGACAUUUUUCCGGUUUAUACAUGUAUGGAGCUUCAUUAUCCAUGGUUUAAUAUCAGUGUAUCCUUGUUAGUAUUAUAAUUAAGUAGUAGUAGCAACUUUUGUGUGUUCAUCUGAAACAAAUAUACAUAGCAUGAAGUAUCGAUGUCUCCUAUGGAUGACCUCUUACAAGAA
Molecule: messenger RNA, 1794 nt
Organism: Sorghum bicolor (sorghum)
Lineage: Eukaryota; Viridiplantae; Streptophyta; Magnoliopsida; Poales; Poaceae
Product: AT-hook motif nuclear-localized protein 2
Exons: 5
Coding region: 342-1469 (375 amino acids)
Molecular function (GO): minor groove of adenine-thymine-rich DNA binding
Source: RefSeq, a predicted model, not a curated record